Heterobasidion irregulare TC 32-1 is the source of this 1617-nucleotide messenger RNA. RefSeq lists its product as uncharacterized. The record is from RefSeq and is a predicted model, not a curated record. The transcript is spliced from 3 exons. NCBI's taxonomy places the organism in Eukaryota, Fungi, Basidiomycota, Agaricomycetes, Russulales, Bondarzewiaceae. Bases 1 to 1617 code for a protein of 538 amino acids.
AUGUGGACUGUUCAAGUGCCACUACCCGGGGCACCAUCAAUCAUUGCUGCAGCCAAAGCUAUCCCAAACUCCUUGAGUGCCGAAGCUCUCUUCAAAAUGAGUGACAAAAUCCUCACAGGUUUAUCGCAGCAUGGGCUUUACAUUGCCUCGUAUGCUUGUGAUGGCACAGAGACGGAGCGCAAACUCCAGCAUCUCAUAGUUGCGCGUUCUCCAUUUCGUGUCACAUACAUGAUCCCUCAUCCUUGUCCCUUAUCCGCUUUCGAUCCUUUGGAAGUCACACUUCCCACCUACAACAACCGGCCUCUCGUCAUGAUCCAAGACCCAAAGCACGCACUGAAGACCAUGCGGAACAACAACUGCGCUGGUGCGAGGUUGUUGGUCCUUGGAAACUCUGUCGCUUCGUAUUCUGACGCUUGCAUUCUUUUAUUUGGGCCUGGAAUACCGCCACUAUACCAUCGUGAUGUCGAGAACAUGGACCAUCAGGAUGACAAUACAGCCACACAAUUUUUCUCUGCAUCCGCUCUGGAGUACUUGGUUCAAGAGUUCCCAGAUCGAGCUGGGCAGAUUGUGUAUCUCUUCAUCUUUGGUGAGCUUGUUGAUACAUACCAAAACCAGAAAAUUGACCAUAUUAGUCGCAUCAAGAUGGUUCUGCGAGCUCGCUACUUUGUAGAUCUCUGGGCAUGCUUCCUUGACAAGGCUAAAUACCCUAAAGCAAACGAGCUGUGCAAACACGUCUUUGCCAAAGCUCGCAAGCUCGUCAAAGAUUUCACAUUCCUCGACUUACUCUAUAUGAUGCCUCGACUGCAUGUUAGUAUCCAUGCCGCAGUACUUUUAGGCCGCUCCAGUGAUCCUAAAGCUCACACAGCUGGCUAUGCCCAUACAUAUUUUGAUUCUCAUGGAGCUGAUCUCGGACUGUUGUCAGCAUUCCUGACUGACACAGAGAUUCAGGCAGCAGCUCAAGAUGCUUGGGCCAAAGCUGAAAAUCUUUUCAGCAUUCUAGGGAUUUCACCCUCGGACCUACUCUCACAGCUUCCUACUCAUCUCAUUCUACCCAGUGUCAAAUCUUGGUUUCACCCAGAGACUUCAAAGCAUGAUGAAGAAUCCGAAGAGGAGCCAGGCGGAUGGUGUACUGAUCACGACCACGAUGAUGAUGACGAAGCCAAAGAUCUGAAGCACCUUCUUAGGGUCAAUAAAACAGCUGUUGGUCACACACACGAGGUUGAUGAAUGCAUGUUCAACCUAUCAUUGGCAGCCAUCACAGCGGAUGUCAACAACCUCUACAAAGCGCAGAAACUCACUGUCGAGCCCUCACUCAAGGAACAGGAGAGAGACAUACAGGAAGAUAUAGCUGCAAUCUCCCAUGUCAUGGCUGCUGCUUGGCUUCCUGCCCUGUCUAAUCUGCCACCGGAGCCUCAACAUAUCUUCGACAUGCAUUUGACAUCAGCCAUCAAGCUCAACUUGGCAGCUCUUGUGAAAGUCUGGAAAGCACACGAGACACAGCGCGCUGCUAAUGGCGUUCGUAAAUCACUGCAGGAUGUUCAGUCAGCUCCGUUGAAAAAGACCACUAAUUAUUAUGAAACGUCUGGCUUACGUUUACUUACUUUCUCACCAUCUUGA